GCAUCGUGAAAAUCUCCCCUCCCACCACCGUCAUGUCUAAGUCAGAGUCUCCCAAAGAGCCUGAACAGCUGCGGAAGCUUUUCAUUGGAGGUUUGAGCUUUGAAACAACCGAUGAGAGUCUGAGGAGCCAUUUUGAGCAAUGGGGAACGCUUACGGACUGUGUGGUUAUGAGAGAUCCAAACACCAAGCGCUCCAGAGGCUUUGGGUUUGUCACCUAUGCCACUGUGGAAGAGGUGGAUGCAGCCAUGAAUGCAAGGCCACACAAGGUGGAUGGAAGAGUUGUGGAACCAAAGAGGGCUGUCUCGAGAGAAGAUUCUCAAAGACCUGGUGCCCACUUAACUGUGAAAAAGAUUUUUGUCGGUGGCAUUAAAGAAGACACUGAAGAACAUCAUCUAAGAGAUUAUUUUGAACAGUAUGGGAAAACUGAAGUGAUUGAAAUCAUGACUGACCGAGGCAGUGGCAAAAAGAGAGGCUUUGCUUUUGUGACCUUUGACAACCAUGACUCUGUAGACAAGAUUGUCAUUCAAAAAUACCAUACUGUGAACGGCCACAACUGUGAAGUAAGGAAAGCUUUAUCUAAGCAAGAGAUGGCUAGUGCUUCCUCCAGCCAAAGAGGUCGAAGUGGUUCUGGGAACUUCGGUGGUGGUCGUGGAGGUGGUUUUGGUGGGAAUGACAACCUUGGCCAUGGAGGAAACUUCAGUGGGUGAGGUGGCUUUGGCGGCAGUCGAGGUGGUGGUGGAUAUGGUGGCAGUGGGGAUGGCUCUAAUGGAUUUGGUAACGAUGGAAGCAACUUUGGAGGUGGUGGAAGCUACAAUGAUUUUGGCAAUUACAACAAUCAAUCUUCAAAUUUUGGACCCAUGAAAGGAGGAAAUUUUGGAGGCAGAAGCUCUGACCCCUAUGGUGGUGGAGGCCAAUACUUUGCCAAACCACGAAACCAAGGUGGCUAUGGCGGUUCCAGCAGCAGCAGUAGCUAUGGCAGUGGCAGAAGGUUUUAAUUACUGCCAGGAAACAAAGCUUAGCAGGAGAGGAGAGCCAGAGGAGUGACAGGGAAGCUACAGGUUACAACAGAUUUGUGAACUCAGCCAAGCACAGUGGUGGCAGGGCCUAGCUGCUACAAAGAAGACAUGUUUUAGACAAUACUCAUGUGUAUGGACAAAAAACUUGAGGACUGUAUUUGUGACUAAUUGUAUAACAGGUUAUUUUAGUUUCUGUUCUGUGGAAAGUGUAAAGCAUUCCAACAAAGGGUUUUAAUGUAGAGGUUUUUUUUGCACCCAUGCUGUUGAUUGCUAAAUGUAAUAGUCUGAUCAUGACGCUGAAUAAAUGUGUCUUUUUUUAAAUGUGCUGUGUAAAGUUAGUCUACUCUGAAGCCAUCUUGGUAAGCUACCCCAACAGUGUGAAGUUAGAAUUCCAUCAGGGUGAUGCCAGGUUCCAUUUGAAGUUUAUUUGCAACCUGCUUGGGCACAGAAGCCGUUGUCUCCACAAACAUUGGUGUGGUUGAACUGACAGUUAAUGUGUUGUGACCUGGAGUUCACCGUUAAAAGGGUCACCCAAGCAAAGUCCUGGAGUUUAUUUGGUUAUUAAUAUGAUUGUUGGCACAUCCUAUGCAAUAUAUCUAAAUUGAAUUAUGGUAUCAGAUAAAAUUAUAGAUGGGAUUAAAGCUUGUGUAUCAUCCAUUAUCAUGUGUAAUCAAUAAACGAUUUAAUAUUC
This is a messenger RNA of Panthera uncia (snow leopard), 1707 nucleotides long. RefSeq names its product heterogeneous nuclear ribonucleoprotein A1-like. Gene Ontology annotation, molecular function: RNA binding. Bases 33 to 707 code for a protein of 224 amino acids. Lineage: Eukaryota; Metazoa; Chordata; Mammalia; Carnivora; Felidae. The transcript has a single exon. The record is from RefSeq and is a predicted model, not a curated record.